UUCUAGAAGCCUGAGUGUGACAGUGUGUACCACCAUGAAGACCUGCGAGCUGUUAUCGCUGCUGCUGGCGUUGGGUUGUGUGACCAUCAAUGGUGCACCAGUGGAGCAUGGUGACAUGGAGCCAGGCUCAUGUGAAGACGCAUCAACAAAAGCAGCUGCUGAACUGGCUCUUACCAAAAUCAACCAGGACAGGAAGGAGGGCUACAUCUUCAGCCUGCACCGCCUGUCCAAUGCACACAUAAAGAGACAUGGAGAGAACAGUGUGGUCUUCUACCUGAUUCUGGAUGUUGUGGAGACCAAAUGCAACGUUCUCAGCAAGAAGAACUGGAAGAGCUGUGAGACUCGUACCACAACAAACACGCCGGUAUAUGGACAGUGCAAAGCUGCUAUCUUCAUCAACAAGGUGCACAGAGUGGAGCGUCUCUACAAAUACAGCUGUGUUAUCAGACCAGGUAUGAAAAUUACUACUGUGUACUCUUUAUCUCUUCUCCAGGCUGCUGAGAGAGAGAAGAAGCUCCACCUGCUGGGCGAAGAGACUGACCACAGCCACAAUGACACACACUCACACAGCCACGACCAAGACCAAACACACGACCACGUACACGAUCACACCAAGAGCCACUCUCAUCAUGACCAAACCCACAAGCAUGCCGACAACCACGAUCACCAUCACACACAUGACCAUGCCACAGGCAGUGCCCACAGGCACGCUCAUGACCACUCCCAUGACCACAGUCACAGCCACGAUCACGUGCACACUCAUCACGACAAAGCACACAACCACAGUAGUGACUUUCCCAACCAACACCACGACUACAAGCACGCUGAAGGUGUGCACACACAUGAACAUGACCACGAGCUGGCUCUGGACCACGAUCACAAGCAUGGUCACCUGCAUGAACACGAGCACCACCACCAUCACCAUGAGCACGAACAUGAGAACACACCCCACGACCACCCAGAAGGCAUGGUGACAAUGCUGCCAGCUCUGGGCCAGCCUGUGACCCUGCCUUCCUUCCCUGAUGUCCCUGCUGGUGGCCCUGAGCUCGGAGUCACUCUCCCACUUAAACCCGACCCCCAGAUUCCUGGAGAAAUGGAACCUGCUAUCGAGCCCUUCCCAACCUCAGUCUCUGCCCAGUGUCCUGUCCCAAAGGCGGGACGUGACCUGGUGGAGAAAUUCUUUGCUGAGGACGCUUUUUUUAUGCUUGCUGUAUAGCAUGGCCUAUGGAACUGUUUUAGAUGUACACAAUGACUCAAGUGUAACAAAGAAUGGAAAACUAUAUGAUAUAUGAUACAUUUUCAAUAAAAACAUUCACAGUCA
Molecule: messenger RNA, 1321 nt
Organism: Neolamprologus brichardi
Lineage: Eukaryota; Metazoa; Chordata; Actinopteri; Cichliformes; Cichlidae
Source: RefSeq, a predicted model, not a curated record